AUGGCGCCGGCGAAAAAUGCCACUCCACCCGCAACCACCAUCACCACCACCACCACCACCAAAUCAUCAUCAAACCGGGUACAAGAAGAAGAGGACGAGAAGCUUAGCCAGGAGUGCAAGGAGUUGCUUCUUUCCCUUCCAAGGGAGAAAGGGUGGAGAACAUCUUACCUCUACAAGUUCAAAGGGUUUUGGUGCCAACCCAAGCAGAUUCAAGCCAUCCUAUCUUUCCAAACCCACUUCCAGGUCAAGGACACCGACGUCAUCGUAGCCUCCAUCCCUAAAUCAGGCACCACCUGGCUCAAGGCCUUGGUAUUCGCCAUCUCGAACCGAGACAAACACCCUAUUCUAACCUCAUCCAAAUGCCCACAUGACCAAAACCCCCAAGCCCACUUGCAACUGUCCCAUCCUUUGCUCGUCUCAAACCCUCAUGACCUUGUUCCUUUCUUCGAGUACAAGCUCUACGCAAACACUGAUGGAGAUCAAGGUCUCCUCGACCUCUCCGGGCUCCCUGACCCGAGACUCUUUGCAACCCACAUACCCUUCGGAGCUCUACAAGAGCCCAUCAAGAAGUCGGGUUGCAAGAUUGUGUACAUAUGUAGGAACCCUUUGGACACCUUCAUCUCCUCGUGGGUCUAUACCAACAAGCUGAUGAAAGAGGGCGGCCUUCCACCUUUGCCCUUGGAGGAGGCAUUUGAGAUGUAUUGCCAAGGGGUGGUUGGGUUUGGUCCAUUUUGGGAGAAUAUGUUGGGGUAUUGGAAGGAGAGCUUGGAGAGGCCAGAGAAAGUGUUGUUCUUGAAAUAUGAGGAGAUGAGAGAGGACCAUGAAGGGCUUCAUUUGAGGAAACUGGCCAACUUUCUUGGCUGCCCAUUUUCGUUGGAGGAAGAGAAGAGUGGUGUGCUAGAGGGGAUUGCAAAGCUUUGUAGCUUUGAGAAGCUCAAGGAUUUGGAGGUGAACAAGAGUGGGAGUGGGGCGAUUAUGACCUUUGAGAACAAGCACUUGUUCAGGAAAGGGCAGGUUGGGGAUUGGGUCAAUUACCUGUCCCCUUCCAUGGUGGAGAAGUUGGCUACGGUCAUGGAUGACAAGCUUGGUGGCUCUGGUCUUGAGUUCAAACAGUUCGUUUCAUACUAA
Molecule: messenger RNA, 1128 nt
Organism: Linum tenue
Lineage: Eukaryota; Viridiplantae; Streptophyta; Magnoliopsida; Malpighiales; Linaceae
Source: the annotation of a GenBank genome assembly